AUGGCGUGUGGAAUUUCAAUGAAAUUGUCUGAAGACGUUGGGAUCUAUAUAUUCAUAAGGCUUCCAGUAAAAUCACUCAUGCGAUUCAAGAGUAUCUCAAAAACUUUAUAUGUUCUCAUAGGAUCCACCACAUUCGCGAAUCUCCAUCUAAACCACGCCACAAUCACAAAAGAUGAAUUAAUUCUCUUCAAGCGCUCCACCAAAGAAGAAUCAGAACAAUUUAAAAAUGUCUUGUCUUUUAUUUCUCAUAUUGGUGAUGAUGGUUUUAUUCCUCUUCAUCCAGAUCUAAAUGUGCCACAUCUAACAAAUGAUUAUGGUAGUUUAUUUCACCAUCUCAUAGGUCCUUGCCAUGGCUUGAUUGCUCUAACGGAUUCAGUUGUCACUGUCUUGAUUAAUCCAGCUACGAGACAUUACCGACAAGUGCCACCUUGUCCUUUUGGUUGUCCCAAGGGUUACCAUCGUACCAUUGAAGGUGUUGGGUUUGGGUUCGUCUCAAUUCUGAAUGACUACAAGGUCGUAAGGCUUUCAGAUGUUUUCUGGGAUCCUCCUUAUGGUUAUGCUGAGGGUAGAAAUAGCAAAGUUGAUGUUUAUGAAUUGAGUACUGAUUCUUGGAGAGAGCUCGAACCUGUAGAGGUGCCUAGCAUAUACUAUUUACCUUGUUCUGAGAUGAUUUACAAGGAAGGGGUUCACUGGUUUGCAAGUACAGAAAAAGUGGUGAUUCUUUGUUUUGACAUUGGAACAGAGAUUUUUCGUAAUAUGGAUAUGCCAGAUGCUUGUCAUUCUAUUAAGCAGUCACGUUAUGGCCUUUUAGUCUUAAACCAAUGUCUUGCGUCAAUUUGUUACAACGAUUCAGGAUGUGCAAUUGACCCAACACAAGAUUUUCUUCAUAUUUGGAUAAUGAAGGAGUACAGUGUAAGCGAAUCUUGGAUUAAAAAAUACACAAUAAGAUCUCUUAAUGUUGAAUCCCCAUUAGGUUUUUGGAAGGAUCAGUUUUUGCUAGUUGAGAGCAAAACUGGGCAACUUAUUUACUAUGAUGUUAAUUCGGAUGAAUGGAAGGAAUUAGGGUUACAAGGCUAUCGCACUAGUUUGAGAGUAAUAGUUUACACGGAAAGCAUAAGUUCAAUUCCUAGUGGACGCCAACAUGGCACACAAGUACAAAUAUUUUAG
This is a messenger RNA of Solanum verrucosum, 1167 nucleotides long. RefSeq names its product F-box protein At3g07870-like. Gene Ontology annotation, molecular function: protein binding. Bases 1 to 1167 code for a protein of 388 amino acids. Lineage: Eukaryota; Viridiplantae; Streptophyta; Magnoliopsida; Solanales; Solanaceae. The record is from RefSeq and is a predicted model, not a curated record. The transcript has a single exon.